Physella acuta is the source of this 390-nucleotide messenger RNA. RefSeq names its product dynein light chain 2, cytoplasmic-like. Gene Ontology annotation, cellular component: dynein complex. The record is from RefSeq and is a predicted model, not a curated record. NCBI's taxonomy places the organism in Eukaryota, Metazoa, Mollusca, Gastropoda, Physidae. Gene Ontology annotation, biological process: microtubule-based process.
AUGGCGCCAACGAAAAGAACCUCCAGAGGAGUGAUCAGCAUGCAGCAGGCUGCAGCUGCCCUGAACCCAGAUAUCUUGUCAUCUAUGGAGAAUGCUGCAACUAUAAUUGCAGAAACCAGAAGAAAAGCCGACCCAGAAGUCAAUAAAUCCUCCAUGGAUGCUGUUAUGGUCACCGAAGCUAUUAGAGUCGUAACGGAAGUUCUGGGACGUUCAAGAGAAGAGGCUGCUGAAACAAUCAAAAGCUUCGACGACGACAAGUACGGUCCAUCUUGGCAGUGUGUCGUAGGUACGGCCUACGAUGUAGCGUUGUCUCAUGAGAACUCUCUGUUCAUACCCCUGAUAAUCAACAAAACUGGUGCAACUAUAUGGCGUUCUGGGAUGAUAAUUUGA